Molecule: messenger RNA, 3352 nt
Organism: Cottoperca gobio
Lineage: Eukaryota; Metazoa; Chordata; Actinopteri; Perciformes; Bovichtidae
Gene: slc25a14
Product: solute carrier family 25 member 14
Exons: 9
Coding region: 240-1100 (286 amino acids)
Biological process (GO): transmembrane transport
Source: RefSeq, a predicted model, not a curated record
UGUACCUCUCCGCUGGUUAACCAACCGCCAAUAAACACCAACGAAGAAGAAGCUCAUUCUGGUGGAUUUUGUCAUUAGCUGAAAAUGAGAAGCUAACAGCAAGUUUUCUGCUUGCACUUUAUUAAAAGUCAAGCCCCGUAUGUGUAGGCCUAUUAAGUUAUGGGAAACCAAGUGAAAUAGCACGUAUCGACACUACAGCGGGGCUGCAGCAGGUGGAGGCAGAAGCCGCCUCCGCGGAGAUGGUCAACUUAAACUGGAAGCCGUUCAUCUACGGAGGGAUGGCCUCGAUUGUCGCAGAAUUCGGGACGUUUCCCAUUGACCUGACUAAGACCCGGCUGCAGGUACAGGGUCAGUCCCAGUACACGGAGGUGCGCUACCGAGGCAUGUUCCACGCCCUCUUCAAGAUCGGCAAGGAGGAGGGCAUCCGAGCGCUGUACUCCGGGAUUUCUCCGGCUCUGUUGAGACAAGCUUCUUACGGGACGAUCAAGAUCGGGACCUACAACUCUCUGAAGAGGUUCUUCGUCACUCAUCCAGAAGACGAGACCAUGGUCAUCAACGUCUUCUGUGGUGUCGUGUCUGGAGUCCUGUCCUCUUCUCUGGCCAACCCCACCGACGUCCUCAAGAUCAGGAUGCAGGCGCAGGGCAGUCUGCUCCAAGGCAGCAUGAUGUCCAACUUCAUGAACAUCUACCAGACAGAGGGCACCAAAGGGCUGUGGAGAGGCGUCAUCCCCACAGCGCAGCGAGCAGCCAUCGUCGUCGGGGUGGAACUUCCUGUCUAUGACAUCACGAAGAAGCACCUGCUUCACUCUGGCGUCAUGGGAGACACCAUUUUGACACAUUUCAUUUCAAGCUUCACGUGCGGCCUUGCGGGGGCGCUGGCCUCCAACCCCGUGGACGUCGUCCGGACUCGUAUGAUGAACCAGCGAGUUUCGUCGGGGAGCCCGAUGUACAAAGGAACGCUGGACGGACUGAUGCUGACGUGGAAGAACGAAGGCUUCUUCGCUCUCUAUAAGGGAUUCUGGCCCAACUGGCUGCGGCUCGGACCCUGGAACAUCAUCUUCUUCAUCACCUUCGAGCAGCUGAAGAAGCUCCCGUUUUAACCGCAGCAGGAAGUGACUUCACUGGGGCUUCAUCACGAUACAGUACAACACUCGUCAUCACGCUCAUCCAAACCUUACGUUGUUGUUUAUUUUAUUUAUUCUCUGUCUUCGUUCUGUUGUCACCCUCGGCCCCCCCGACGCUCCCCAGGCAGCUAAAGUUUAAUUCCUUGAGUUUCCCACUGUGGAUUAGGUGAGUGGAAACCUUUGUUAGAAAGAUGAGCGUCGAUGACACCGGAUGAUUGUUUGCUCAGGAAGGGUUAGGGUUAGUUCCUGAGCAGAGGAGGUGAGGAGCUGAGGAGGUGAGGAGGUGAGGAGGUGUCAGGAGGUGAGGAGGUGUCAGGAGGUGAGGAGGUGUCAGGAGGUGAGGAGGUGUCAGGAGGUGAGGAGGUGUCAGGAGAAGGAACACUCCGAAAUGUGUUUUAAUCUUGUAAAUACUCAGAACGUCUGUACGAACACAAAGCUGAGGAGAGAGACGUCUGUUCUUCCAAACAUCAUCACAUGAACUCUGAACGUCUGUCAACUUAAACGCACAACAUGUAGACAGUCACAGUCAGACAGACAGUCAGACAGACAGUCAGACAGACAGUCAGACAGUCAGACAGACAGACAGACAGACAGACAGUCACAGUCAGACAGACAGACAGUCAGACAGACAGUCAGACAGACAGUCAGACAGACAGUCAGACAGACAGUCAGACAGACAGUCUGGAGGUUUUUAAACGCAGCAGAGGGUUAUCGUCGUCCUCCAGAACAAACAGCUGAUUAACGACCAGUGAAACACAGAAUGAAGCAGCUUCAUGUUGAACAUCUGUGUUUUCCUGGUGGAGCGGCUACGAGCUAACGGCUAACGUUAGCGCAGCUUGUUUCUCUGAGAACUUAAGAUCCAGAGAAGUCCUUCAUCCUUCACAUACAGGGUUGUUGCUCCCGAUCGAGGUGUUGAAGUACAUGAAGUGAUUCUAUCUCACGUGUCAAAUCAUGUCCCGAACAGACGAAUGGAAGAAUGUGUCUCCAAGAUGAGUUCAAUAAAAUCUGGUUUCCGGGAGAAACUCUUCUGGAAAGUGUCUGAACGUCAGUGAAGAACGUUUGGAACCGAAAAAGAUAUUUUCAUUUUGUGAAUCUCUGAACUGGACUCGCGGGAAACGAACCAAAAGCAUUUUUAAUAUCGUGUUUAUACCAAUUAUUUGCCAAAACUCAUGAUCCUUUAUCAUACACAGGUUUCACAUUCUGAGACUAACACGUUUCCAAGAUUAAAAUCGUUUCUGAGAAAGAAAAUCUGAAGUUCUCUGAGAUUAUUGUUCAUGGAUCCAGAUGACAAGUCGGAUCAAACUAAUGAAACGUUUCUACGGUCGGGUCCGAACCACAGAUGAAGGUUUUUGUUUCUAAAUAGAAGGUUGUUUCACUUCCUGUGCGAACUCUCCGCCGCUCCUCGUCCUGUGAUUGUGUUGCUGAAGCUUUAGUUUGAAGUACGUUCAGGGUCUGACCUCUUUUGUCAUUUUAUUAAGAGUUCUGCUUUUUAUGUUGACCUGAGAAUGAUUCAUUCAUUCAUUCAUUCAUUCAUUCAUUUAUUUAUUUAUUUGAGUUCUUUGUGUUUUUAUUUAUAUUUUCUGUGGCUCAAAUCCUAGAACUGUAGUUUUAAUAAAACAUGUUUGUAAUAAAGGAGCACGCGUGUGCUUUGUGCUCCUUCAAGAGAAUCGUGAUUGUAAAGCACUUUAUCUUUAUGAGCGCUUGUGGAGCCUCUGAUAAAUGUGUGUGUGUGUGUGUGUGUGUGAUGUUGUGGUUUCUGUUCAUCAUUUGAUGCUUCCUUUAGUCAUUUAGUCAUUUAGCGUGUCUGAGUUUUCACAAUCUACACUUUCCCCUCAGACAUCUUUGCAACAUGUUUCUCUGCCUGUGAAUCCGUUUGUAUUUAUUGUUCUUGAAACAUUAGAUGCAGCGUAACGCUGAUCACAUGAAGAAGACGUCCACCGUGAACUUUGGUUUGUGCCAGUCGGCAUCGUUCCUCCUGAUCACACAUUGAGUUUCAUAAGUUUGAUGAGAUGCUUCGGUUCUGAAGUGUUUUGUUAUCCUGAUCGUUCACAUUUAUUAUCUGUGUGUCGGGAAGUGUUUAGUAAAUGUCCACCUGGUGUGUGUUCGCUGUCUGUAACCUUCUCGCUUCACUUGAUGAAUGUUUAUGUGGGAAGUUUUUCUUUGACAGAAUGGGGUUUGGCUUUAUAUCAAUUCAAUGUUCACUCAAAUAAAAUCUACUCUGUGAUUGU